This is a messenger RNA of Thermothielavioides terrestris NRRL 8126, 2902 nucleotides long. RefSeq lists its product as uncharacterized. The coding region runs from base 189 to 2297 and encodes 702 amino acids. NCBI's taxonomy places the organism in Eukaryota, Fungi, Ascomycota, Sordariomycetes, Sordariales, Chaetomiaceae. Gene Ontology annotation, molecular function: ATP-dependent protein folding chaperone; ATP hydrolysis activity; ATP binding. Gene Ontology annotation, cellular component: plasma membrane; perinuclear region of cytoplasm; protein-containing complex. The record is from RefSeq and is a predicted model, not a curated record. Gene Ontology annotation, biological process: cellular response to heat; protein folding; protein stabilization. The transcript is spliced from 3 exons.
CGCGAAGACAUUUUAGCUGCCACGAAUCCCGCCAUUCUUUCUCCUUCCAACUCUUCUCCAUCUUCCAAACCACUCCUCUUCGUCUGUCUUGCCCUAUUUCCUGACUCCCGGAAGGUCUUCGAAGUGUAGAUCGCUAGCCAUCGUACAAUUCAUCAGCCGUUGUGAUACCCAACCCAGAUACCCACAACAUGGCUGAGACAUUCGAGUUCCAGGCUGAGAUUUCUCAGCUGCUCUCGCUGAUCAUCAACACCGUCUACUCGAACAAGGAGAUUUUCUUGCGGGAGCUUGUUUCGAACGCCUCUGAUGCGCUCGACAAGAUCCGCUAUGAGGCCUUGUCCGAUCCCAGCAAGCUGGACACGGGCAAGGACCUCCGCAUCGACAUCAUUCCGGACAAGGAGAACAAGACCCUCACCAUCCGGGAUACCGGUAUCGGCAUGACCAAGGCUGACCUGGUCAACAACCUUGGUACCAUUGCCCGCUCUGGCACCAAGCAGUUCAUGGAGGCGCUGUCCGCUGGUGCCGACGUCUCCAUGAUCGGCCAGUUCGGUGUCGGUUUCUACUCCGCUUAUCUCGUUGCCGACAAGGUCACUGUCGUCUCCAAGAACAACGAUGACGAGCAGUACAUCUGGGAGUCGAGCGCCGGUGGCACCUUCAACAUCAUCCCCGACACCGACGGCGAGCCGCUUGGCCGCGGCACCAAGAUCAUCCUGCACCUCAAGGACGAGCAGACCGACUACCUCAAUGAGAGCCGCAUCAAGGAGGUGAUCAAGAAGCACUCCGAGUUCAUCUCGUACCCGAUCUACCUCCACGUCAAGAAGGAGACCGAGAAGGAGGUUCCCGACGAGGAGGCCGAGACGGUCGAGGAGGGUGAGGACAAGAAGCCCAAGAUCGAGGAGGUUGAUGAGGAGGAGGAGAACAAGGAGAAGAAGCCCAAGACCAAGAAGGUCAAGGAGACCAAGAUCGAGGAGGAGGAGCUCAACAAGCAGAAGCCCAUCUGGACCCGCAACCCCCAGGACAUCACCCAGGAGGAGUACGCCUCCUUCUACAAGUCGCUGUCCAACGACUGGGAGGACCACCUCGCCGUCAAGCACUUCUCGGUCGAGGGUCAGCUGGAGUUCCGUGCCAUCCUCUUCGUGCCCAAGCGCGCUCCCUUCGAUCUCUUCGAGACGAAGAAGACCAAGAACAACAUCAAGCUCUACGUCCGCCGCGUCUUCAUCACCGACGAUGCCACCGACCUCAUCCCCGAGUGGCUCGGCUUCAUCAAGGGCGUCGUUGACUCUGAGGACCUGCCCCUCAACCUGUCUCGUGAGACCCUUCAGCAGAACAAGAUCAUGAAGGUGAUCAAGAAGAACAUCGUCAAGAAGUCUCUUGAGCUCUUCAACGAGAUCGCCGAGGACAAGGAGCAGUUCGACAAGUUCUACGGCGCCUUCUCCAAGAACAUCAAGCUCGGCAUCCACGAGGACUCUCAGAACCGCGCCGCCCUCGCCAAGCUCCUGCGCUUCCACUCGACCAAGUCUGGCGACGAGCAGACCUCGCUCGCCGACUACGUCACUCGCAUGCCCGAGCACCAGAAGAACAUGUACUACAUCACUGGCGAGUCGAUCAAGGCCGUUGCCAAGUCUCCCUUCCUUGACUCUCUUAAGGAGAAGGGCUUCGAGGUUCUGUUCCUGGUCGACCCCAUCGAUGAGUACGCCAUGACCCAGCUGAAGGAGUUCGAGGGCAAGAAGCUCGUUGAUAUCACCAAGGACUUCGAGCUCGAGGAGACCGAGGAGGAGAAGAAGCAGCGCGAGGCCGAGGAGAAGGAGUACGAGGGUCUCGCCAAGUCGCUCAAGAACGUUCUCGGCGACAAGGUCGAGAAGGUCGUCGUCUCCCACAAGCUGGUGGGAUCUCCUUGCGCCAUCCGUACCGGCCAGUUCGGUUGGUCUGCCAACAUGGAGCGUAUCAUGAAGGCCCAGGCCCUUCGUGACACCUCGAUGAGCAGCUACAUGUCGUCCAAGAAGACGUUCGAGAUCUCGCCCAAGAGCCCCAUCAUCAAGGAGCUCAAGAAGAAGGUCGAGGCCGACGGUGAGAACGACAAGACCGUCAAGUCGAUUGUCCAGCUGCUGUUCGAGACCUCUCUGCUGGUCUCGGGCUUCACCAUCGAGGAGCCUGCUGGCUUUGCUGAGCGCAUCCACAAGCUUGUCUCGCUCGGCCUGAACCUGGACGAGGAGCCCGAGGCUGCCGAGGACGCGCCUGCCGCUGAUGCCGGCGCGGCUGCCGCCGAGACGGGCGACAGCGCCAUGGAGGAGGUUGACUAAAUGAUGACAUGACUGGGAAUGGAAAACCGGAUUGGGAAUCGGAGUUAAGCGGUCUUCCUUUUUUUAUGGCACUUUAGUUACCCAUCUGCAUCGUCGCUUCCUCGGCCUCGCCUAUUUCCCUUGCGGCUUUGUUGCUCUGUAACUUUAGUCUAGGACUGGGGUGACCAUGAUCUUGACGUAGACACAAUUACAUCGGGUAGAUGGAAUGAGCGUCUGAUUUUACGCUCCCUUCUGAGGGUUUGAUCGUGCAUGCUAGGUGAGGCCCGCUAGUGUUUGAACUCAACCAGCCAGUUGCUGCCGUCAGUAUGGAGAUCAGACUCUCUGAGAUGUGCCGGCCGGCCCAGCGCCCUUCAAACCCUAUGUAUGAUACAACUGGAAUUGGUGAGGAAUGUAGCCAGUGUUGUUGGGGUGAGAGGUUUGGAAUUGCCGUUAACGGUGGAGCUUUCGUUUAGAUCAACCAACAGCUGCUGCACCUCUUGCCAUGUCUUGGGAGGAGAUUCCGCUUCCCGCUCAUAAUUCACCUUUGACGAGUUCUGAAUGUAAAUCGACUCGAGAACACAAGUCCUCGCCAGCUUGGGCAAACAGAACCGGAGUGGAAGUAUAUG